This is a messenger RNA of Sinocyclocheilus grahami, 2113 nucleotides long. RefSeq names its product prothrombin-like. Bases 84 to 1580 code for a protein of 498 amino acids. Gene Ontology annotation, cellular component: extracellular region. Gene Ontology annotation, biological process: positive regulation of blood coagulation; blood coagulation; proteolysis. Lineage: Eukaryota; Metazoa; Chordata; Actinopteri; Cypriniformes; Cyprinidae. The transcript has 11 exons. Gene Ontology annotation, molecular function: serine-type endopeptidase activity; calcium ion binding. The record is from RefSeq and is a predicted model, not a curated record.
ACAAAAUUAUUCAGAACACCAGCUAACAUCAACCAUUUGAGAGAGACUGUUACAUUAACAAUGGUGAAAACUAUGCUGGUAGUAUGUCUGUCACCAAGUCUGGAAAGUCGUGUCAGUACUGGAAAAGCAACUUCCCCCACAGGAUUCAAGAAUUUAAUGUGACACAGCUGAAGCUACCGGAGAACUUUUGCAGAAACCCAGAUAAGAGCAAUCAAGGCCCUUGGUGUUUUACAAGAGACCCGACAGUCAGGAGGGAGGCCUGCAGCGUGCCAAAAUGCGGUGAAGCUGUUGUUCCCCCUCCUCGACCACCUACUGUGAAACCUGAAGAGCAUUACCUGAAGACUAAAGACUGUCUGGAUGGAAAUGGGGAGACCUACACAGGGGAUAUGUUUGUGACUCUGGGGGGACGCACAUGCCUGCAGUGGAGCGCAGCAGAAGUGCAGGCCUUUAUAAAGGGGAAAGAGUUACUACCUCAAGUUCAGCUGGUGAAGAACCACUGCAGAAACCCAGAUGGAGAUAUGGAGGGUCCCUGGUGCUAUGUAAAGGGAGCAGGUGGAAACAUUACCAUUGAUUACUGUGACUUGGAGUUGUGCGAUGCUCCUUUGGACAAGUUUGUCGAUGAAUCAGGUGGUCGAGAGAGAACAACUCUUGAAGACAAAAGGAAAGCUUUCUUUAAUCUCCGUAGUUUUGGCAAUGGAGAGCAAGAGUGUGGAGUGCGCCCCAUGUUUGAGAAGGUCAACAAAGAAGAUAAGAACGAGAAGGAGCUACUGAUGUCAUACACUGGAAGCAGAAUAGUGGGAGGAGAUGAGGCUGAAGUGGCCAGUGCUCCAUGGCAGGUGAUGCUGUAUAAGCGUAGUCCUCAGGAGCUGCUGUGUGGAGCCAGUCUGAUCAGUGAUGAAUGGAUUCUCACUGCCGCCCACUGCAUUCUCUACCCUCCGUGGAACAAGAACUUCACAAUCAAUGAUAUUUUCGUCCGCCUUGGAAAACACUCUCGUACCAAGUAUGAGAGGGGCACUGAGAAGAUUGUGGCUAUUGAUGAAAUCAUUGUCCACCCGAAAUAUAACUGGAAGGAAAACCUGAACAGAGACAUUGCUCUUUUACACAUGAAGAAGCCUGUUGUCUUUACAAAUGAGAUCCACCCUGUUUGUCUGCCCACCAAGAACAUUGCAAAGAAUUUAAUGUUUGCAGGUUACAAGGGCCGUGUGACUGGCUGGGGGAACCUCAGGGAAUCGUGGUCCUCAAACCCAACCAAUCUUCCAUCAGUGCUGCAACAGAUUCAUUUGCCCAUUGUGGAUCAGAGCAUCUGUCGCAAUUCCACCUCGGUCAUCAUCACCGAUAACAUGUUCUGUGCCGGCUACCAGCCAGAUGAUACAAAAAGAGGUGAUGCUUGUGAAGGAGACAGUGGCGGACCUUUUGUGAUGAAGAGUCCUACAGAUAAACGCUGGUAUCAGAUUGGCAUUGUGUCGUGGGGUGAGGGCUGUGACCGUGAUGGCAAAUAUGGAUUCUACACACACUUAUUCCGUAUGCGUUGCUGGAUGAAGAAAGUCAUUGACAAAACAGGCUCAGCAGAUGAGGAGUGAUCUUCCAAGCUGCCACACAAUAAAUGAACACUUUUUGGUAAAAUGUGAUCAAACCUGCAAAUGGAUAAAUAAACCUGAAUUCUUUGUUUGUUGAUACCAGUGUGUGAGUAUGGGGUUCUUUCUGUGUAUUGAGAGUGAGAAUGGGUAGGCAUAUUGUUUAGAAUGAAAUAGAUGUAAUUCUGGUUGAAUUCUGAAAUUAAAUAUCAGGUUUUUGCCAUACAGAACUAGAGAAGGAACAGUGAUGAGACCAGUUUCGAGGGUGAUUACAACAUACCAGACAACACCAAGUUGCUCUUACUUUUUUUCAUAGUUGUCAGAACUACUGUAUUUUUUUGUUGAGAUGCUUUGAAAGAGGAAGCAUUUUCAGGACAGUUUAAAGGUCAUAAAGUUUCCUGUUAUUAAAUUCACAUAAAUGGGAAGGCAGACAGAAUAAAUGAUUAUUAAGAUUAGUUUAAUACAUUUUUUUUCAUCUUCCAAGAAAAUUUGUGAAGCCGUGCAAUGAUCACUAAAUGCUCUCAUCAAUGAAUUUCUGU